Suncus etruscus (white-toothed pygmy shrew) is the source of this 8713-nucleotide messenger RNA. It is a transcript of the gene OTOG, whose product is annotated as otogelin. The transcript is spliced from 56 exons. The record is from RefSeq and is a predicted model, not a curated record. The coding region runs from base 1 to 8652 and encodes 2883 amino acids. Gene Ontology annotation, cellular component: extracellular matrix. NCBI's taxonomy places the organism in Eukaryota, Metazoa, Chordata, Mammalia, Eulipotyphla, Soricidae. Gene Ontology annotation, biological process: L-arabinose metabolic process. Gene Ontology annotation, molecular function: alpha-L-arabinofuranosidase activity; protein binding.
AUGAAGGGUCCCCGGGACCCAGGUUGCCCUGGGGCUGGUUUCUCAUCUAGCCACAGCCCUCAAGCGUCGACUCUUGCCAUGGAGGAAGCUGAACUAAUCAUGGGAGGUCAGGCAGUGGGCGCCCUGGACCCCUUGGCCCUGUCUUCCUGGGAAAGACGACUCCACCGGGCCAAAUGUGCACCCUCGUUUUUGUUCUCCUGCUUCAACGGGGGUGAAUGUGUGCACCCAGCCUUCUGUGACUGCAGACGCUUCAAUGCCACAGGACCACGCUGCCAGAUGGUGUACAACCCUGGUCCUGAGCGGGACAACAUCUGCAGAGCGUGGGGACAGCAUCACGUGGAGACAUUUGAUGGCCUCUACUACUACCUAUCUGGGAAGGGGAGCUACACGCUGGUGGGGCGCCAUGACCCCGAAGGGCAGACCUUCUCAGUGCAGGUACACAAUGACCCACAGUGUGGCUCAGCACCCUACUCCUGUGCCCGGUCUGUCAGCCUCUUCUUUGCUGGGGAGGAAGAGAUCCACUUGGCUAAGGAGGUGACCCACGGGGAUGUGAGGGUUCCCCUGCCACAUGUGGUGGGGAGCGUGCAUCUGCACCAGCUGGCAGCUUAUGUCAUCGUGCGCCAUCCAUCCACCUUCACACUGGCCUGGGAUGGCACCUCAGCUGUCUACAUCAAGAUGAACCCCGAGUUCAUGGGCUGGACCCACGGACUAUGCGGGAACAAUAAUGCUGACCCCCUGGAUGACUUGGUGACCAGCUAUGGGAAGCUAACAGAUGAUGUGGCUGAAUUUGUGCACAGCUGGCAGGAGCAGAUCCCUCGUCAACCUCCAGGACCCAUGAGCUCCUCCCUGCCCCGACCUCCCUGCCUGCAGCAGAGCCCUGGGACCAUGCAGGGUGUGUAUGAGCGCUGUGAGGUGCUGCUUCGUGCCCCCUUUGUUGCCUGCCAUGCCUUCGUCAGUCCUCUACCCUUUAUGGCCAGCUGCACCAGCGACCUUUGCCAGUCAUUGGGCGAUGAAGCCACAUGGUGUCGGGCACUCGCAGAGUACGCACGGGCAUGUGCGCAGGCAGGGCGACCCAUGCAGGGCUGGAGAACCCAGCUCAGGCAAUGCACUGUGCAUUGCAAGGAAAAGGCCUUUACCUACAACGAAUGCAUUGCUUGCUGUCCCACCACCUGUCAGCCCAGGGCAUCCUGUGUGGACAGCGAGAUUGCCUGCGUGGACGGCUGCUACUGCCCUGAUGGGCUGAUCUUCGAGGACGGGGGCUGCGUGGCACCCGCCGAGUGUCCCUGUGAGUUUCACGGGGCCCUGUACCCAACUGGCUCGGUGGUGAAAGAAGACUGCAAUUCCUGCACGUGUACAGCAGGCAAAUGGGUAUGCACCACAUCUGUCUGCCCAGCCGAGUGUUCAGUGACUGGUGAUAUCCACUUCACCACCUUUGAUGGCCGCCGGUACACGUUUCCUGCCACAUGCCAGUACAUCCUGGCCAAGAGUCGUUCCUCAGGCACUUUCACUGUGACGCUGCAAAACACCCCCUGUGGGUUGAACCAGGAUGGAAUCUGUGUCCAGUCAGUAUCGGUGAUUCUGCACCAGGACCCUCGGAGGCAGGUGACCCUGACUCAAGCAGGGGAUGUCCUCCUGUUUGAUCAGUACAAGGUCACCCCACCCUAUACUGAUGAUGCCUUUGAGAUACGGAGGCUCUCCUCCGUAUUCCUGCGAGUGAGGACCAAUGUGGGCGUGAAGGUGCUCUAUGACCGUGAAGGACUGCGGCUCUACCUGCAGGUGGACCAGCGAUGGGUGGAGGACACUGUGGGCCUCUGCGGCACCUUCAAUGGCAACACACAGGAUGACUUUCUGUCCCCAGUGGGUGUGCCAGAAAGCACUCCACAACUUUUUGGAAAUUCUUGGAAAACACUGUCUGCCUGCUCCCCGCUGGUCUCUGGCACCCCACCAGAUCCUUGUGAUGUGCACCUACAAGCUGCCUCCUAUGCUGUGCAGUCCUGCAGCGUGCUCACUGGGGAGCCCUUCGCGCCCUGCUCUGCCUACCUGAACCCUGUGCCGUACUUUGAGCAGUGCCGCCGGGAUGCCUGCCGCUGCGGGCAGACCUGCCUGUGCGCCACACUGGCCCACUAUGCCCGCCUGUGCAGACGCCAUGGGCUCCCUGUCGACUUCCGUGCCCACCUGCCGGCUUGUGCACUGUCCUGUGAAGCCACCAAGGAAUACAGCCCCUGUGUGGGCCCCUGCAGGCAGACAUGUCAGGAGCUGGCCAACCCCGAGGCCUGUGCGGUGGAUGCUGGUGGUAAGCUUAGCGGGGACGAGUGUGUGGAGGGCUGUGCCUGCCCACCCGACACCUAUCUGGACACCCAGGCUGACCUCUGUGUUCCCAGAAACCAGUGUUCGUGCCACUUCCAGGGCAUGGACUAUCCCCCUGGAGACACUGACAUCCCAGCUCUCGGCCACUGCCAUUGCAAAGAUGGAAUCAUGAGCUGUGAUAGCAGAGCUCCAGCCACUGCCUGCCCCACUGGCCAGGUCUUCGUGAACUGCAGUGACCCAUACAUCAAUCCCGAGCUGAACAGAGAAAGGACAUGUGAGCAGCAGCUGCUGAACCUGAGCGUGCCGGCCCGUGGCCCCUGCCUGUCAGGAUGUGCUUGUCCCCAGGGCCUUCUCAGACAUGGGGAUGCAUGCUUCCUGCCAGAGGAGUGUCCAUGUACUUGGAAAGGGAAGGAGUAUUUCCCUGGGGACCAAGUUAUGUCUCCCUGCCAUAGCUGUGUGUGUCAGCAAGGCUCAUUCCAGUGCAUUCUCCAUCCCUGCGCUGCUACCUGCACGGCCUACGGUGAUCGCCAUUACCGCACAUUUGAUGGACUCCCCUUUGACUUUGUGGGAGCAUGCAAAGUGCACCUGAUCAAGAGCACGUCAGAUUUCAGCUUCUCUGUGAUUAUAGAGAAUGUAAACUGCUACAGCUCUGGAAUCAUCUGCAGGAAAUUUAUUUCCAUCAAUGUUGGGAAUUCACUGAUCAUCUUUGAAGAUGACUCUGGAAAUCCUAGUCCGGAGAGUUUCCUGGACAAGAAGCAGGAAGUCCACACAUGGCGAGCGGGCUUUUUCACGCUGGUGCAUUUUCCACGGGAGCACAUCACCCUUUUGUGGGACCAGCAGACUACAGUGCACAUCCAAGCUGGACCACAGUGGCAGGGCCAGCUUGCAGGACUAUGUGGGAACUUUGACUUAAAAACCAUCAAUGAGAUGAGGACCCCGGAGAACCUAGAGCUAACUAACCCCCAGGAAUUUGGCAGCAGUUGGGCUGCAGUGGAGUGCCCAGACACCCAGGACUCCCGGGACACGUGUGUUCUGAAUCCUCUCCGAGAACCAUUUGCCAAAAAGGAGUGUGGUGUGCUGCUGAGCCCAGUGUUUGAGACCUGCCACCCUGUGGUUGAUGUCACUUGGUUUUACUCCAACUGCCUGACAGACACAUGUGGGUGUAGCCGAGGCGGGGACUGUGAGUGUUUCUGUGCCAGUGUAUCUGCCUAUGCCCACCAGUGCUGCCAGCAUGGGGUGGCGAUUGACUGGCGGACGCCUCGUCUCUGUCCAUAUGACUGCGACUACUUUAACAAAGCCCUAGGGAAGGGCCCCUACCAGCUGGCCAGCUUGGCAGCUCCCGGCACCUUGGUGGCAGCGAGGACAGUGGGCAGUGCUUUAGUCUUGGUGCAUGCAGAGGAUGCCCCUCAAGGGUUCCUGACAAGCUUCCUACUGACAGCAGCACUAUCCAAGGCCGAGGCCCAUGACCCGGAUGUGGUGUCUCUGGAGGCAGUGGACAGACCCAACUUCUUCCUCCAUGUCACAGCCAAUGGGUCUCUGAACCUGGCUCAGUGGCAAGACAGCGACACCUUCCACCGUCGUGCCUCCUUCUCCCUGCACCGGGGUGCUGGGCGGCGGGAGGGCCUGGUGGCACUCGAGUCACUGGCAGAGCCCGGGGCCUUCCUCCACGUGGCAGGCCCUGGCCCUACAGUGUCCCUGCAGCUGUACCAGCACUCAGAGGCCUUCCGCCAGGCCACCCUCUUCCACCUUCUGGAUGCCAAGCCUUCAGGGGUUGCCUACCCGGCUUGUGAGUGGCGCUAUGAUGCCUGUGCCAGCCCUUGCUUCCAGACCUGCAGGGAUCCACAGGCAGCCAGUUGCCAGGAUGUGCCCAGGGUGGAAGGCUGUGUGCCUGCAUGCCCCUCCCCAAGGGUCCUGGAUGAAGUCACACAGAGAUGCGUCUACCUGGAAGACUGUGUGGAGCCCGCGCUCCUGAUCUCCACAGACAUCCCCAGGAACCAGACCUUCCCUCCACCGUGGCCCACCACCCGUGACAAGGAGCUGCAGUCACUGUCAGGACCUCCAGGGGUUCCCUCCCAGGAGCCAACACUCACCCCCACUGCCCCCCUCAGCAUGGCCCCCAACCCACCCUCUGAGGAACCACCAUUGUCUCCAGGCACCCCCAGAGCCACUCUCCAGCAGCUGCUGGGGGUCACUAACCUCCCUGCUCACCCCACCAAGGUCCCAGAUGGCCACAAAGUUAUUAACAAUCUUGUCACCACCCAAGGCCCUGAGGCUUCCUCUCUCACAGCAGACACCCAUCCAGUGGAGCAGACACCAGCUCCUGGCAUGGGGCCGGGUAUCACAGAGAAAACCAGGGUGACUAUGCCCUUGACAGGGAUGUCCAAUGUCACCAUCCUGACCCAGUCACCCCUUGUGCCCCACUUUCCACUCAUGACCAAAGCGGUGACUGCCACAGGUGCUGGGUCCAUGCCUAUCAAGACCACCCCCCUGCAGCCCAGCGUGGAGCCUGAGAGUCCCUCCCACCAUGGCACUGAGGCUUCUUCAACAGUGACCUCUAGACCCCUCACUUCCUCAGGGUCCCAUGAGGCUUUGCUGACACCUGCAAUUGCAGAGAUUAGCAGCAGGACAGGGAGCCCCCAGACUCCACAAUCCCAGAGCAUUGCCAGUCCCAGAAGCCCCCCAACCGAGGCUGGGACAUCUUCAGUGAAGCAUCAUCCUGGUCCCCUGACGACCAAGAGAGCAGAGAUGGUGCUAUCCACAGAGAGGGCCCAGGCAGGACUCGGUCAGUCCACAGACCUGCCGCCAUCCCUGCUUCCAGGACAAGUCCCCUCAGCCCCACUCGGACCUGCCUGGGACACCUCCACAGCCACUGAUUCUCCAGCCAGGCUCCCAGCCACCCCGGCUACCCACAGCCUGUCUACGGCUCCCCACAAGCUGAAAACUACAACCUUCAUGUCUGCAGAGUCAACCCAGCCACCCCAGCUCCUCUCGGGCCUGCCCCCUGACACCAGCCUGCCCCUGGCCAAGGUGGGCACAUCCGCCCCUGUGGCCUUGCCUGACCCAAUGGAAUCUGUCAUCACUCCUCCACUCCAGCCACAGGCCACAUCUCUCGCCAGUACCACGAUGCCACCUGCUUGGACACAUAGGCCGGCUGUACCUCUCACCCAGGCCAUCUUCACCCAGGAGCAUGUUACAAGUCACACCAGCCCUCAGGCCCUGGGCACAGCACCAGGCCUGCUUUUAGGAGACACAAUGCCAACUUCCGGAGCUGAGGCCGAGUGGGCUCCUUCCACAGUGCCCAGUGUUCUGGCACCUAAGAGUACCACAGGGCAGACGGCCAUCCUGUCCAAGCAGGUGUCUCUGCCCAGCUCAAUGGAUGGCACUGGACAGGGAGGACACACAGAGCUCCUGCCAACUGCAGCUCACACACUUGCUGCUGUCAUGGUGAUGACAGAGGUGCAGGGUCCCUGGGCCAGCACAGCACCUGCAGGGCCCACCUCCCACCCACUGAGUGGCAUCUCACCCAGGACGGCCUCCAGAGAGAGCUCAGUGGCGCUGUUCCCUCAGCUUUCUGAGGCCCACGGCCCCUCUGCAGGCCCAGAGGUGCCCGCAGAGUCAGUGGGAGAGGCUACCACAGAGCAGUCUGUGCGCUCAGCUCCGGUCCAGAGCAUCCCUGAAGACUCAGCUUGGGCCACCACGGAGGCCAAUAUUUCUGCUGCUUGUGUGCCAAUUGCCGAGCAGGACUGUGUCCGUCACAUCUGCCUUGAGGGUCAGCUGAUCCGUGUGAACCAGACCCAGCACUGUCCCCAGGGCGCAGUUCCCCCUCGCUGCGGGGUCUUGGGCCUCGGUGUGAGGGUGGGCGGUGAUCACUGCUGUCCAGUCUGGGAGUGUGCCUGCCGCUGCUCCAUCUUCCCUGAUCUCAGUUUUGUGACCUUUGACGGCAGCCACGCAGCCCUGUUCAAGGAGGCCAUCUACAGCCUCAGCCAGAGCCUCGAGGAACUGGUCACUGUCCAUGUCCUGGACUGCAAAAGUGCCAACCUGGGACAUCUGAACUGGCCCCCGUUCUGUCUGGUGAUGCUGAAUGUGACUCACCUGACCCAUUGGAUCACCAUUGAUCGCUUUAACAGGAAGGUGACUGUGGAUGGGCAGGCUGUGUGGCCCCCAGUGAGCAGGCAUGGGUUCAGGAUUGAAGACACAGGACACAUGUACCUGAUCCGGACGCCAUCACACAUCCAGAUCCAAUGGCUCCACAGCUCGGGACUCAUGAUCCUGGAGGCCAGCAAAGCCAGUGAGGUCCAGAGCCGGGGACUUUGUGGGAUUUGUGAUGGAGAUACAGCCAAUGACCUCACCCUAAAGGAUGGUUCUGUGGUGGGUGAGAUUGAGGACCCUGCAACCUUCCUGGACAGCUGGCAGGUGCCCAGCUCCCUCACCUCAGUAGGCCAGACCCGCUUCCGCCCAGACAGCUGUGCCACUGCUGACUGCUCGCCCUGCAUUCGCAUGGUAUCCAACCGCACCUUCAGUGCCUGCCACCGCUUUGUGCCUCCAGAGUCCUUCUGUGAGCUGUGGAUCCGAGACACCAAGUAUGUGCAGCAGCCCUGCGUGGCGCUGACUGUGUAUGUGGCCAUGUGCCACAAGUUCCACGUGUGCAUCGAAUGGCGGCGCUCUGACUACUGCCCCUUCCUGUGCUCCAGUGACUCCACAUAUCAGCCAUGCUUGGUGGCCUGUGAGCCCCCUGAAACAUGUCAGGAUGGAAUGCUGGGCCCGGUAGACCCAGAGCGGUGCCAGGUACUAGGUGAGGGCUGUGUCUGCUCUGAGGGAAGUAUCCUGCACCGACGUCACUCGGCCCUGUGCAUCCCGCCAGAGAAGUGUGCCUGCACUGACAGUACAGGGGUGCCACGGGCCCUGGGGGAGACCUGGAACAGCUCCCUGAGUGGCUGCAGCCAGCAGCUGUGCCAGGCCCCUGACACUGUGGUCCCAGUGGAACUGCACUGUCCCGGCCCACGGCCCGAGAGCUGCCCACGCUUUGGGGAGGUGAUCCUGCUGCUGCCCACCCAGGACCCCUGCUGCCUGAGUGCUGUAUGUGUGUGUAACCACACUCUGUGUGAGGGGCUCGCCCCCACCUGCCGUCCUGGCCACGGACUCAUCACCCACUUCCAGGAGGACUCCUGCUGCCCUCGCUACAGCUGUGAGUGUGACCCGGACCUGUGUGAGGUACAGCCACUCCCCAAUUGCCGCCCAGACCAGAUGCUGAUCGUUGGCCGCCUGGGGGACACGUGCUGUUCCUCUUACUUCUGUGCCUGUGGUGACUGUCCGGACCCGAUCCCUGAGUGCCAGGAGGGAGAGGCCCUCACUGUGGACAGGAACAGCACUGAGCUCUGCUGCCCUCUGUACCAGUGUGUUUGUGAGAACUUCCGUUGCCCCCAAGUGGAGUGUGGCCUGGGCACCACCCUGGUGGAGGUGUGGAGUCCAGACCGCUGCUGCCCCUACAAGUCUUGCGAAUGUGAUUGCGACACAAUUCCAGUGCCCCGCUGCCACCUGUGGGAGAAGUCACAACUGGACGAGGUUUUUCUGCACAGCGCCGAAAACAUGUGUGGCUGCGCCAAAUAUGAAUGCGUGAAGGCCCCUGUGUGUCUGAGCCGGGAGCUAGGCGUGAUGCAGCCGGGCCAGACAGUGGUGGAACUCUCAGCCGAUGGCGUGUGCCACACCUCCCGCUGCAGCGACCUGCUGGACCCCCUGACCGGCUUCUACCAGAUCAACGCCACCUCCGUGCUAUGUGACGUCCGCUGUGAGGCGAACCAGGAGUAUGAGCACCCUCGGGACCUGGCAGCUUGCUGCGGCGCCUGCAGGAAUGUGUCCUGCCUCUUUACCUUCCCCAAUGGCACCACGUCCCUUUUUUUGCCAGGAGCAUCCUGGGUUGCAGACUGUGCCAGGCACCACUGUAGUAGCACCCCCCUGGGAGCUGUGCUGGUCCGCUCACCCAUCAGCUGCCCCCCACUCAAUGAGACUGAGUGUGCCAAGGUUGGGGGCUCUGUGGUGCCAUCACUGGAAGGAUGCUGUAGGACAUGUAAAGAGGAUGGACGCUCUUGCAAGAAGGUGACUAUCCGCAUGACCAUCCGCAAGAAUGACUGUAGGAGCAACACACCUGUAAAUCUGGUGUCCUGCGAUGGGAGGUGCCCAUCUGCCAGUAUCUACAACUACAACAUCAAUAGCUACGCCCGCUUCUGCAAGUGCUGCCGAGAGGUGGGCCUGCAGCGACGUGCUGUGCAGCUCUUCUGUGCCACCAACUCCACCUGGGUGCCCUACAUGGUGCAGGAGCCCACAGACUGUGCCUGCCAGUGGUCCUGAGGUUCAGGGCCUAAGUUUGACUCUACCGCUUCUGUUACUUCUGCUUUCUGCUUGCAGCUGG